AACAGCUCUCAACCUUCCUAUCGUCUGUCUCUCGCCAAGCCGGAAGCAAGAAAGCAGAUUCUUACGAGGGAACCAAGCGACUGAGCAAAAUCAAUGGCGCUGACACCGUCUGCAUCCGCCGUCUCGUUCUCCGCCCGCCCGUCGGUGCGAACCACGACGUUCCGGCCGCGCGCCUCCGCAGACGCCAAGCGUGUGCGCGCGGGAGCACCCAAUGGAGGCAAGUGGUGGGCGCCGCUGGUCGGGUGGUCCGGGCGAGCGGACUACCUCGAGGCCGCGGCGCCGGCGAUGACGCCGGUGGUGGCGGGGGAGGAGGAGGACAAGGCGGGGAGGUCGUUCGUGGGCAGGCUGACGGAGGAGAAGGCGCGGCAACUCCGUGCGCGGAUGGCGGAGAUGGAGAGCUUCCACGACGCCAUGUACCACUCCGCCAUCGCCUCCCGCCUCGCACGCACCGCCUAGCUAGGAACCUACCUACCAACCAGCUCGCCGGCACCGUCAGACAGUCUGAAGGGCCCGUGCGUGCCAGCGUACAUAACUGUUCCUCCCUACCUGUACAGAAGCGGGUAGCCUACUCGUACAGAAGCAACCAGCCCACUCGCCGACGCCACCAGAGACUAGACAAGCUGAAAAUACUGUUAGGAAUCAAUUAGCCUUAGUUUACGGCUGAUUAGGCAGUUAUUAGGUUGCCUAGCAUAUUCUACUUAGCAGUUAAAAUCUUUAGAUUUUGUUCAAUCAUUAUGCAAAGCGAACUGUUGUGUUCUUUCCAAAGAGACACAAUCUUGUAACCAACAUGUACUCAUGACUAUUCAGAAACUAUAAAUACUUACAUGCCCAUCAAUAAAGAUCA
Lolium rigidum is the source of this 844-nucleotide messenger RNA. RefSeq lists its product as uncharacterized. The transcript has a single exon. NCBI's taxonomy places the organism in Eukaryota, Viridiplantae, Streptophyta, Magnoliopsida, Poales, Poaceae. Bases 94 to 456 code for a protein of 120 amino acids. The record is from RefSeq and is a predicted model, not a curated record.